UCUUUCAUGCUCCUGCUUGGUCAGUUUAAGUUGUGCUUUGACUUGGUUCCUCUUAACAUUGCAAUUCAAAUAGGGAACUUUUUACUGCACCCAGCAUUGUAACUCUUUGUACUGCUUAAGGAGCACCUGAAAUGCUCCUGAAUCAUUUUUCUGAAUAUCUUCACUGCUUGCUUAAAUACGCUCUUGCAACAGUAAUCUAUUUUUACCCAGUGAUUUUCUAAAGAGGAACUAUUGGUUGUUGGAUCAUUGACAACCUUGAAUUUAUAUAUGAACAGCAGGUGGCGCUCAUACACUGAAUUUUCAAAAGGCACAAAAGCUGAAGUCCUCUGGCAAAAUCAGCAAACCUGCCUUGAGAUUUUCUGCCAUGGUCUACUCAUUCCGCCACAUUCUCAUAUCUUCAUGUCUAAAAUUUUGACUAAUUACUAGUAAGUGAAUUAUAUGUAGGCGUUAAUAUAUACAUAAAUGUAACUACUUAAACUAACUUAAAGAAGACCUGCCUAAUUAGGCUGGUGCAUUUGUUGGUUGUCCUAUCCUAAAUAAUUUUUUUGGACAAGCGGUAGUAGCUAUACAGCGCUUUAAGUUGGAUGAAGGAGUCCAGUUAUCAACACGACUGAAGCCUAUUUUUCGAAUAUAAAAAGGACGGACAGUCUGAGCAGAGGUGUGAAACUUCAAUCCAGUAAACUGAGCCCCGCCCUUCAGUCUAGAGGUGGGCUGGCUAGAUGACUGAGGAGAGCGCAAUGAGUGGGGAAUCACAAUGGGUACGGAUACCGUGCGCGAAGGGGCCGCUUUCUAAGUUCGUUCCGAAAACAUCAUUUUUCAUGGACAGGGUGUGAUACGGGUCGUGUGAGCAUGGAGAGAAUCUGACACACACAAAAGCAUCAGAAGACAGCCUACAGCAAGCACUUGGAAUUCGUUUUUCUUUCAGUAGGCUGCGUUGGAGGCAGAAGCAUCCUCACCACGAGGAAGCUAAAACUUGAGGACCUAUGUAAUCUGUUAUCGCGGUUUGACACAGGAGUGAUAUAGCAUGGACUUAAUCAGAACUGCAUACGAUGGACAUGUCUGAUUCUCACUACAGGACACACAAAGGCAACCUGUAAUACGAUUUACAUUUCAUUGAUUAAGCCGGAGAGUGUGAGAAGUGUCUUGAACAAAUUCACAUGCGUGGUCUACCUCAGGGACUUGCAUGAUUUGCUUACUCAGUCAAAUACGCUUGUGUGUGAUCUAUAAUUGCAAGGGACGAAAGUUAUCAGCAGUUCACCGUAUCUGGGGAAUUCGGCUCUGAACUGGAAUUAUAAUGGAUUCCUUUACACGGAUGCGUCUUCAUUUCACCACAGAGACGUUUUAAACGAGUUAUUAGAAAUCCAAUACUGAGAUGUUGACAUAUCUUGAUCUUGAUAUAUUGAAGUAAUACAAGCAAUAUUGUAGGUAACUAAAAUGUAUUGUCGCUUUCAAAUUGACGUGGGCUUGAACGACCAUCGGCCCCCAAGCAUUGGGUAAUUCUAUUCUGUAAAGCAACAUUUACACAAUGAAAGAUUGUCGGACAGGUAUACGAUAAACUUCAAAUAGUUUAUAACUUGAGAAAGAACUCUGAGGCUCAUAAUAUGUGCAGUCGUGGACGAACUUGUGCUAUGGAGUUGGCAUUGAUUGCCGUUACCUUUUUGUUUUGGGAAUCUGUGUGGGCUGACGACAAAAUCAUUACAGACAGACAUGCGGUCUACUGGAACAGUUCUAACUCCAGGUUUUGGCAUGGGGAGUACACCGUGGCGGUCAGUAUCAACGACUACUUGGACGUCUACUGCCCAUACUACGACACCCCUCAGCCGCACAGUCGGAUGGAGCGCUACAUCCUCUUCAUGGUGAACCAUGACGGCUACGCCACCUGCGAGCACCGCAUGCGAGGCUUCAAGCGCUGGGAGUGCAACCGGCCACAGAGCACCGACGGCCCCUUGCGCUUCUCCGAGAAGUUCCAGCUCUUCACGCCCUUCUCUCUGGGCUUCGAAUUCCGCCCGGGACACGAGUACUACUACAUCUCUUCUCCACAUCCCAACCAUGCAGGGAUGCCUUGUCUGAAGCUGAAGGUGUAUGUAAAGCCAACUACUCUUCCACUUCUUGUGUUGUGCUGUCUCUCUGUGUUCCUGUGCUUUCAGAUGGCUCGAGUUACGAGUCUCCAGAGCCCUUCCUGAUUGACGAGGGCCCGAGCUGGAGAGCGCAGGCCCCCCGCCUCUCCCUGGUGCUGGCCCCGCUGCUGCUGCUGCUGCUGCUGGCCUCUGUGUGAAGACCUCCAGCCUGUGACCACUCGGGCUCCUUUACCUGGAGCCCUGGAUGCUCCCACCACCCUCUCUCUCCUCCUUCUCCCCCUCCGCUUUCUUUGCCCUCCCCUCUCCCCUCUUCUCCCCGACUUCUCUUCCCCUUUCCCAUUUCCCCUGGCCCAAUUCCCUCAGGGACACCCUCUCGACCCACACCACCACACACACCGAACAAAUGAGCACUGAGUGUGGAUGUGUGUGAGUGUGUGUGUGUGUGUGUGUGUGUGUGUGUGUGUGUGUGUGUGUGUGUGUGUGUGUGUGUGGGUGUGUGCGACACUGUGACAAAUAGAAAAACCGCAGACACCUGGGGCCUGCCAAGCAUUUUAGAGAAUCAUAUCUGGUGAAACUUUUCUUGAAAUUCACAAAAACUCUGAUUUCUGUUGGUUGUCGCAUUCUGAGGCCUAGGUUAAUUCCAUCACCUGUGUCACAGCUGUCACCCCCCGCAAAUGUUAUUUUGGCUGGACAGUUCUUCGAUGUAACAGCCCACAUUCAGGAUUCACACUUUCAGCCAGCUGGAUCAAGAGGGCAUUAGCCCAAGGGAUCCCAUUAAAUAUGGCUUCUAAUGACACCAAAGGACUUGAGCUGUCUGCGUGUGUACAUGAAAGAUAAGGAAGAGAAGGCUUUGGAGUCUGAACAUCAGGCAGAUGGACAUCAUGAGAGAGCCACUUGCAUGGACACUGUGACAAAUAAAAUGAAUUAAAAAAAUGUAUUAAUAAUGAAAAAGAAAAACACUGACCUUCUUAAUGAUAUAUUUUUACUCAGAAAUACAGAGAAGUGUGAUCAAAUAAAAAAAAAAAGCCUCUUAGACUUAUUAGCUGCUGCGCUGUGCUUCGCCUAUGGCUCUGGAGCCUUCUCACUCAUCACGACUGCUUUUGCCUAUGAGUUUGGUCUGCCACAGCACAAAAUGCCACUUAUGGUGCUUUAUCCCUGCUGGAGAGAGCCUAAGCGGGGUCUGACACAGGCCGCCGCAUAUCCAUCUGGAGAACACAGAUCAACACGGUCAGUUUGCCGCGCUGAGGAAUGCCAGACACUAAUGCUGCAAAAUGAAGCUUUGAUCAUCUGAAAACUUUGAAGGCACACACACACACACACAUAUGGUGGAA
This is a messenger RNA of Clupea harengus (Atlantic herring), 3409 nucleotides long. It is a transcript of the gene efna2a, whose product is annotated as ephrin A2a. Gene Ontology annotation, cellular component: plasma membrane. Gene Ontology annotation, biological process: axon guidance; ephrin receptor signaling pathway; osteoclast differentiation. The record is from RefSeq and is a predicted model, not a curated record. Gene Ontology annotation, molecular function: ephrin receptor binding. NCBI's taxonomy places the organism in Eukaryota, Metazoa, Chordata, Actinopteri, Clupeiformes, Clupeidae.